AUGGAAAUUCAAGAUUAUCUCUAUGUUGAUGAUGAACCAGUACCAUAUCAAACUCAAAUAAAAUCUUAUUUUCAAAAGUUACCAGCAAGUAGUAAAAAAUACGUUCGAACUUUAUUUCCUAUAUUUGGAUGGUUACCACGAUAUAAUUUAACAUGGUUAAUUGGUGAUCUCAUUGCUGGUAUUACCGUUGGUGUUAUCAUUGUCCCCCAAGGGAUGGGAUACGCUAAAGUGGCUAAUCUUGAUCCACAAUAUGGUUUAUAUUCCUCGUUUGUUGGAUUGUGUAUGUAUUGCUUCUUUGCAACAUCAAAAGAUAUUUCAAUUGGACCGACGGCUGUUAUGUCUCUUUUAAUUGGUCAAACGAUAUCAUCAGUUGGCACAACACUAUUUACCGGCCCACAAAUAGCGUCAACUUUAGCACUGUUUGGAGGAAUUAUUUCUCUUGCCAUCGGACUAUUUCGACUUGGCGUUAUCGUUGAUUUUAUUCCGGAUCCUGCUAUUGCUGGUUUUAUGACUGGAUCAUGCAUCACCAUCAUUAUAGGUCAGUUACCAAAAUUAUUUGGAAUAACUGGAAUUAGCUCGAGUCUAGCAGCGUAUCUUAUCCUCGGUUAUACAUUACAAGGCUUACCUGGAACUCAUGUGGAUUUAGCUUUUGGUGCAAUUGGACUGAUUUGGUUAUAUGGCAUUAGAUAUUUGACACAAUUUCUCACUAGUCGUUAUCCAAGAUUCGAGCGACCACUUUUUUUUUUUGGUAUUGCAAGAAAUGCAAUCUUAGUAAUAUUUGGUACUUUAAUUGCAUAUGGAAUCAAUGUAGGACAAAAGACAAGUCCAAUUAGUAUUUUGAAAACAGUGCCAUCCGGUUUUCGAGAAAUGCAUGUUCCCAAUACCAGUAUUAGUCUGUUGUCAACAAUCGCAGGAACGAUACCACCAGUUGUUGUUAUUUUGAUACUGGAACAUGUGGCGAUUGCAAAGUCAUUUGGGAGAAUCAAUGAUUAUAAAAUUAAUCCAAACCAAGAACUUGUGGCUAUUGGUGUUACAAAUAUCAUUGGAUCUUUUUUUUCUGCAUAUCCUACCACUGGUUCAUUUUCUCGUACAGCAAUUAAAGCAAAAUCAGGUGUUCGAACACCCCUUGCUGGUGUUUUCUCUUCAUUGGUGGUUCUUCUAGCAUUAUAUGCAUUGACACCUGCAUUCUACUAUAUACCAGAUGCAAUUUUAGCCGCUGUUAUUAUUCAUAGUGUUGGUGAUCUGGCAUCAGGUCCUCGAGUAUGGAAACAUUUGUUGGAUGUUCAUCCAUUAGAAUUAUUUAUUUUUGUCGCAGCUGUUAUUAUUACAUUCUUUACCACGGUUGAAUAUGGUAUUUAUACAUCAAUCGGUGUAUCAUUGAUCGUUAUUCUAUAUCGAAUUGCUCGUCCAAGCUUUUCUAUUUUGGGUCGUAUAACAAAUAGUCGAGGCAUCUACUUCCCUAUUGAUCAUCCAUCAGUCAAAGAUCAUAUUACUGUGAACCCCAAUGGUAUCGUUAUAAUUCGUCUAAAUGAAUCAUUAACAUAUCCAAAUUCUAGUUAUAUAACUGAAAAAAUGAUUGAUUAUCUGAAAGCAAAUACACGUAGAGGAAAACCAUUAUCAAACAAUAAAGGUGAUCGUGCAUGGAACGACUCAACACCACUAGAGAUGUCUGACACUGACAAACAAAAACCAGUAUUAAAAGCGUUUGUGAUUGAUUUUGCGGGUGUAGCUAAUAUGGAUUCAACCGGUAUUCAAUGCAUUUCAGAUGUACGAGCAAUUGCUAAUAGAUGGGCUAAUCGUUACGUUUUCUGGCAUUUUGUUAAUGUUAACACACCAGAAGCUAGGAGAAUAUUAAUUAAACUUGGAUUUGGAAGUCAAUCUAUAACAAUUGCUUCAGGACUCUUACCAAGUGACCGAACGAAAGAUUUGACAGCGGUUUCAGUUGUACCAAUGGGUCAGAGUAAUAAUCAAGAAACAAAAUCGUCAACAUUAGUAACAGUAAAAGAUAAAUACACUUAUUUUCAUUAUGAUAUUGAUGAAGCAGUUGAAACUGCUCAAAAAUCUUAUUCACCAUAG
Molecule: messenger RNA, 2076 nt
Organism: Didymodactylos carnosus
Lineage: Eukaryota; Metazoa; Rotifera; Eurotatoria; Philodinida; Philodinidae
Source: the annotation of a GenBank genome assembly